Molecule: messenger RNA, 687 nt
Organism: Scheffersomyces amazonensis
Lineage: Eukaryota; Fungi; Ascomycota; Pichiomycetes; Serinales; Debaryomycetaceae
Exons: 1
Coding region: 1-687 (228 amino acids)
Biological process (GO): DNA damage response; DNA replication
Cellular component (GO): nucleus
Molecular function (GO): double-stranded DNA binding
Source: RefSeq, a predicted model, not a curated record
AUGGCACGAGCAGAGAUAGGGUCAGUAAAGUAUCAGUCCAAGAAGCUCAAGGCGUCGGGGCUUCAGAAGUUACGGUACUAUUGUCAAAUUUGUUCUAAACAAUGUCGAGAUGAAAAUGGAUUCAAGAAUCAUGUGGCAAGUCCAAGUCAUCGAGGUAAAGUAUCUACAAUUGAUUCAUCAACCAUUCAAAAUUAUUCAAGUAAAUUUCAAACUGAUUUCCUUAAUCUUUUAAGAGUAAAUCAUGGUACUAAAAGGAUUAAUGCUAAUAAAUUUUAUCAAGAAUAUAUACUUAAUGAUAAGAAUCAUAUUCAUAUGAAUACAACAAAAUGGAAUAGUUUAACAUCAUUUAUAAAACAUUUAGGUCAAGCAGGUUUAGUAAGAGUAGAAAAUGAAAAUCCAAAUCAAGUUGAUGAAUUUAAUUUAGUAAUAACUUUAGUAGAUCAGAAAUUAAAGUAUGAAAAGAAACAACAGGGUCAAUCAUCUAAAUCAAUAAAGAAUGAUGAAGAAUUAUCUAUGAAAUUCAUUAACCAACAGAUAAAGAGAGGUAAGGAGGUUGAAUCUGUUCAAUCUCCAAGUCCUCGAGUUGAACCAGUAAUCAAAGAGCUUGGACCUAUAAAGUUAGCAUUAAAGAGUAGAAGUAAAGGACCAGUAGCGAGACCUUCUGUAUUUGAUAAUGAUGAUGAUUAA